Lolium perenne is the source of this 1566-nucleotide messenger RNA. RefSeq names its product protein ENHANCED DOWNY MILDEW 2. The record is from RefSeq and is a predicted model, not a curated record. NCBI's taxonomy places the organism in Eukaryota, Viridiplantae, Streptophyta, Magnoliopsida, Poales, Poaceae.
CGCAAGCCGUAACGCCAGUACGGCGGCGGCGGAAUACAGGGACCGGGAGCAGAACGGACUCCGUACCGGAGGCGCCGACGCUAUCCUCUCACAGUCUCACAGUCUCACCGUCCACCUUAACCGGAUCGGAUUCAGCGCCGGUGGCUCGUCGGUUCCGCCCCCGUCGCUAUAUACGGCGAUCACCGGUCUCCCCUCCCCGAGUUCAAGAAACGCGCCUAGCACUAGUUUGACACUUGAGAGGAUUCUUGGUGAGCUAUUCCUGCUGCUGCCCUGUCCGAUCUACAUAUCGGUCGACGGACUUCACCGCGGAUCGAGCGGAGAGGGCGAUUAGCGGUAGGGUUUUCGUUUGGGACCCUAGGAAGAAACCCAAACCAAAUCCGCGUCUUGGCUUGUCUCAUCCCGGGGGAAGAUCAUGGCCGUGAUAAAGAUGCCAGUGAGCAGGCGCCGGAAGGCGAAGGGGGAACAGGGCAGCAACCCAAACAGGGCCGGCGGCGAGACGCCUGUUAAGAAGGUGAAGAGGGGUGCCUGUGUACUGUGCGACGAUGGUGGUGAUUUAAUCUGUUGUGAUGGUGGAUGUCAGAGGUCCUUUCACCCAACCGAAGAACAUGGUGAAGACUCAAUGUGCGCAACCCUUGGGAUGCCUGAAGAACAGUGGCAAAAGCAUGUAGCACAAGGGGAUGCGGCCUUGUAUACCUGCAAGAACUGCCAGUAUAAGCAGCAUCAGUGUUUUGCUUGUGGAUUGUUGGGGUCUUCAGACUUGGCAUCAGGACCUGAGGUAUUCCAAUGUAAGCAUCAAAAGUGUGGGCACUUUUACCACCCUAACUGUGUUGCUAAACUACUCAACCCUGAUAGCAAAACCCGGGCCGUACUUCAUGUGCAACAUAUUGCUGGUGGACUGGAAUUUGAGUGUCCUGUGCAUCAAUGUAAGUCGUGUAAGGAAGCAGAGAACAAGGAUUAUAAAGAGAUGCAAUUUGCAGUUUGUAGGCGCUGUCCAACUGCAUACCACCGGAAGUGCUUGCCAAGUGAUAUUUCCUUCGAAGAGUCUGAAGAAACGGGUAAUCCACGGAGGGCGUGGGAGAAAAUUCUACACAAACAAAUUUUAAUCUACUGCAUGAAGCAUGAAAUUCAACCAGAUCUGGGAACUCCCAUGAGGGAUCAUAUUUUCUUUCCAGAUGGGAGAAAUCCUGUUGCAUCAAAAAGGGCUAGAGGUACACCUCAGGAGCAUGAUAUACUCGAAAAAGAUGAGCAACUCGACCGCCCCUCGUCCUCCAAACCAUCUCAGUCCCCUCAGCCGGCAGAAAUUGGCCAUCAUCGGGUGAAGCCCAUUGAUUCAUUUGCGCCAAAGCACUUGUUCCUGCGUCCUCAACCAGGCUCAUGUGGCUGGCUUGACGAGUGACCAACAUCAUUUUUUUUGUCUCCAGCCUGUUGCUGAAGAGAAAACUAGCAGCAAUAGCUUCCACCUGAAGGGCAUGGUGAAUACUGAUACAAAAUGUUCAGUUCCAUUUGAGUGCGCAAGUUGGAAAUGAACCUGAGAAGAAAAAAUUAGACGGGACACAAAUGUCCUUC